This is a messenger RNA of Lingula anatina, 2094 nucleotides long. RefSeq lists its product as uncharacterized. The record is from RefSeq and is a predicted model, not a curated record. Lineage: Eukaryota; Metazoa; Brachiopoda; Lingulata; Lingulida; Lingulidae.
CUCUCUCUCUCUCCGUUCAUUCACCUCACAGAAGACUCACACUGCACUGAGUCGCGAUAUUAUUGGAUCCUGAAGAGAGUUAACAAACACAAUGACCGACCAAAAUCAAUAAUUGGUGUUGUGGCGUUCGCCGGGUGUGUUCGCUACGCCGCGUGAACUUCGCUCGGCUGCGACCGAUAGUGAGGUCGAGCGAACUACAGACGCAGGCAGCUUGAAACAGUUAUCUGAACCAUCACUAUGAACCUGUUAUGGAAGAUUGGGAUGUUCGAGUAAACAAGCAGUGUCUUAGUAAACACACACAUAUAUAUACAGCCAUCAUUCCUCUUGAGUUUGACUACAGGGUAGCGCCUGAUCUAUAAUCACCAUUAUCAGUGACUUAUCACAUUUAACACAGAAUGUGGGGCUUAAUCGCGAGACGACGGUCGCAGUGCGCAGACGAAGGAAGGGAAGUUGCAAAGAAGUGCUCGUUUUUUAUCGGAGACGAAAUGGAGAAUAACAACAAUCAACCCGAAAGAAAGGCGAAACAAGACGAGGAAUCCCUAUAUAACCCAGCUCUUACUGAAGAAAAGGAACCAAAUGAGAACAAAACAGAUCUAGAGGAAGAGCCAGUACAGAGUGAGAGGAGAGGGUCUUUCACAGAAGCUGUGUCUAACUUCUUACGUCCCCCCAAAGACGGGCAGAAGAAACCUCCUGCCGCAGAGAGAAAAAUGUCUCGAAAACACAGCAUGCUACUACGCCUGGAAGAGUUCGAGGAUUAUAAAAAGCAUCUAAAGAAUGACAUUGGGGACUUAAACGACACCAUUGAACUUCUGAAAAACAAGAUUAUCGAGUUGGAGGAACAGUUAUUACAGGCUGACGACGACAUGGAGGUCAUGAAAGAGGAAAAAACACUGGUGGAAGAUGAAUUGGAAAAAGCUCGCGUGCAAAAAGAAAUUAUUGAGUGCCAAAAGACGGAUUUGGUAGAGCAGAUGAAAGAUAUGCAAAAAGACAUAAAAGACUUGGAAGAAAAGUGCGCCAUGUUGCAGCAGCGGAACAUGGACUUGUUAGCACAGAUCAACAGAACUGAUGAAGUCAGUGAAGACACGAGAAAAAAUAUAGAGGACGUUCAAAUAAAGUUGUCUAAAGUAACAAUUGAAAACACAGACUUAUGUACUCGCAUGGAAGUCCUUGCUUCCGAAAAGGAAAUGCUGUCUGAAGAGAACCAGGCCCUGAAAGACGAUCUUGCUGCCAUGGAGACCGAUCUGACGCAAAUCAAAUUAGAAAGAAAAACCAAAGAAGAACAAUACAGCUCGCAAGACGUGUUUAUAAAAGAACUUUUACAGUAUAAGGAGCGGUGUGAGAAAGCAGAACAGGACAACCUGGUCUACCAACAGCAGGUGCGCGCUCUGGCGGAGAGAAACCUCAGGCUUGAACAAGAACUUGCCGACUCCAAAAACAGCAAUGUCAACAGUUCCCAGUCACUUUCCACAACAUGCUGUUCGCAAAAUUUGCGCCAACAAACCUUAAAUAGGCUAUCGGAGGACAUCGAUCAGGACUUCGCGUAGAUAGGCAAGCUGAGUCUGCUGAUUUUAACAUACUACUUGUGCCUUCUUACAGAACAUCGUCAUACCACAGCGCUUGUCUCUCGGCAACGCGCUCUGUGUGGUAAUGGAUGUCAAGGACUUACGCGCCCAAGGAUCAUUAAAAGGACGACGCCAAAGAUAGCAUUAACACAAUACAUAAGAUUUUUAAAAUCACAUUAUCACAGUACUGUUGUAUAUAAAAGGAAAUGACGGGUGUAUGUUACUGACAAAAGGAAGAAACGAAGUAAGAUUGAGACGUGGUAUUUAAAGAUGAUGGUUUCUAUUACGCUGUUAAGGUUAAUACAUACCUGUGGCGUUCUUGAGGAUGUGAUUAUUUUUCUGUUAGUUUUUAAGUAAAUAAAAAAAAAGAUUUCACUCACGAGUUGAUGACCACUUUUAAGAUUUGAACUGUGAAGUGAUUCAGAUUAGAAAUUCUAUAAAAAGCAAAUAAUAAUUUAAGUUUAAGGUUUAUCAACGGCUCCCAAAUGGAAGCAUUUCAACUCAAAAUAAAAUAAACUUUUUUAUUCAUUCA